Molecule: messenger RNA, 2725 nt
Organism: Salvelinus sp. IW2-2015
Lineage: Eukaryota; Metazoa; Chordata; Actinopteri; Salmoniformes; Salmonidae
Product: NACHT, LRR and PYD domains-containing protein 3-like
Biological process (GO): intracellular signal transduction
Molecular function (GO): protein binding
Source: RefSeq, a predicted model, not a curated record
GACCUACAAGUGGCCCAUCUGCUGUUUUACAGUCUCCACUGACCUACAAUGGCCCCAUCUGCUGUUUAACAGUCUCCACUGACCUGACAAUGGCCCCAUCUGCUGUUUAACAGUCUCCACUGACCUACAAUGGCCCCAUCUGCUGUUUAACAGUCUCCACUGACCUAAAAUGGCCUCAUCUGUGAAAGARCGUCUCCUGGCCGUCCUGGAUGAUCUCGGCUCUGAGGAGCUGAAGAGAUUUAAGUGGUAUCUAACUACAGAAAACAAGCUGGAUGGCUUCCUUCACAUUCCAAAGGGCCAGCUGGAGACAUCUAACAGACUGGACAUAGUGGAUCAGAUGGUGCAGAAAUACAGGGGAAAUGCGGCUGUGAAGAUCACACUGGACAUCCUGAAGAAGAUUAGCCGUAACGAUCUCGCUGAGAAGCUAAACAGAGACUGUCCAAUAGGUCCUUCAGAUGAAGAUGGUGAGAAGUUCCAACAUGAAUAUAAACAGGAAGUAAAGAAGAAGUUUCAGCAUGUAUUCAACGGGGUACCGAAGCAGGGCCACAAGCAACUUCUCAAUGAGAUCUACACAGAGCUCUACGUCACAGAGGGUGGAAGUGGAGAGGUCAAUAAUGAACAUGAGGUGAGACAGAUCGAGAUCACGUCCAAGAAUCCAGCAAGACCAGAGGCUAAAAUCCUCUGCAAUGACAUCUUCAAACAAUUAUCUGGACAAGACAAACCUAUCAGAACUGUGCUAACAAAAGGAGUCGCUGGCAUUGGAAAAACAGUUUCUGUGCAGAAGUUCAUUCUGGAUUGGGCUGAAGGGAAAGCCAAUCAGGAUAUCCAAUUCAUAAUUUCAGUCCCUUUUCGGGAGCUGAAUUUGGUGAGGGGGGAAAAGUACAGUUUUGUAGAACUUCUGCAUAAAUGUGUCUUAGAGACUAGAGUGAUUGAGAGGGACUUUUUGAAUAACAUUUUAACAAAAUUGCAAAAACCAGGAAACCACAAUGAGAGCAAGUACAAAGUUUUAUUUGUCCUUGAUGGUCUGGAUGAGUGCCGACUGACCCUCGACUACGAGAACUGUAAGAGCUGGUGUGAUGUCACAGAGCCAACCUCAGUGGACGUGCUGCUGACAAACCUCAUCAAGGGRAAUCUGCUUCCACCUGCUCUCCUCUGGAUAACCUCCAGACCUGCAGCAACCAAUCACAUCCCUCCUGAUUGUGUUGACCAGGUGACAGAGGUACGAGGGUUCAAUGACCCACAGAAGGAGGAGUACUUCAGGAAGAUAUUCAGCGAUGAGGACCUGGCCAACAGAAUCAUCUCACACRUAAAGACAUCAAGGAGCCUCCACAUCAUGUGUCACAUUCCAGUSUUCUGUUGGAUCUUAGCUACAGUUCUGGAGMAYGUGUUGAGUACAGAUAAGAAUGAAGAGAUSCCCAAGACUCUGACUCAAUUAUUUAUUGGGUUACUGRURUUUCAGACCAAACRGAUGAAUGAUAAAUAUCACAAGAAAGGUGAGCGAGAUCCACACAGGGAUAAAGAGAGCUUCAUGGCAYUGGGGAAACUUGCUUUUAACCAGCUGRAAAAUGGCAACCUCAUUUUCUAUGAGGCAGACCUGAAAAAGUAUGGCAUUGAUGUCACUGAAGCCUCAGUGAACUCAGGAGUGUGUACACAGAUCUUUAGACAGGACUAUGGGCCGUUCCAGGACAAGGUGUACUGCUUUGUGCAUCUGAGCGUUCAGGAGUUUCUGGCUGCGUUAUAYGUUUUCCUCUCCUUCAACAACAGCAAUGUAAACCCAAUGACCGAAGACCAAUCCUUCAUCAGAAAAAYUCUAAUGAAGUGGAAUCCUGCCAUCACCUUCCACACGAUUGCAGUGGAUAAAGCCUURCAGAGUGARAAUGGACACCUGGACCUGUUCCUCCGUUUCCUUCUGGGCCUCUCACUAGAYUCCAAUCAGACUCACUUACACGGCCUACUGACACAGACAAGAAGCACCAGAAGCAGCUCASUGGGCCAUGAGGAAACAGUCAARUACAUCAAGAAGAAGAUCAGGAACACUCCAUCUUCAGAGAGGUGCAUCAAUCUGUUCCACUGCCUGAAUGAACUGAAUGACCAUUCUCUAGUGGAGGAGAUCCAAAGAUACCUGCAUUCAGGAAAUCUGUCCAAAACCAAACUGUCACCUGCACAGUGGUCAGCUCUGGUCUUUGUGUUGCUGACUUCAGAAGAGGAGCUGGAUGUGUUUGACCUGAARAAAUACUCCAGAUCAGAGGAAGGUCUUCUGAGGCUGCUGCCAGUGGUCAAAGCCUCCAGGACAGCUCUGCUUAAUGGGUGUAACCUCACUGAGAAAUGCUGUGAAGCCUUGGCCUCAGCUUUCAACUCAACCUCCUCAAACCUCAGAGAGCUGGACCUGAGUGACAACAACCUGCAGGAUUCAGGAGUGAAGCUGCUCUCUGCUGGACUGGAGAAUCCACACUGUAAACUGGAGACACUGAGGUUGUCACGCUGUCUGAUCACAAAGAAAGGCUGUGCUUCUCUGGCCUCAGCUCUGAGGUCCAACCCGUCCUACCUGAGAGAGCUGGACCUGAGCUACAAUAUCCCAGGAGACUCAGGAGUGAAGCUGCUCUCUGCUGGACUGGAGGAUCCACACUGGAGACUGGAGAAACUCAAGUAUGUGGAGAGGGUUUGUGGAGUUUGUGUCAAGUCAUGUGUGACAUGGACAGUUCCUGGGUUAGUUAUAACUAUUUAA